Molecule: messenger RNA, 912 nt
Organism: Ylistrum balloti
Lineage: Eukaryota; Metazoa; Mollusca; Bivalvia; Pectinida; Pectinidae
Product: sulfotransferase 1A1-like
Exons: 6
Coding region: 1-912 (303 amino acids)
Biological process (GO): sulfation
Cellular component (GO): cytoplasm
Molecular function (GO): sulfotransferase activity
Source: RefSeq, a predicted model, not a curated record
AUGGCCGAGGAAACAGAUAAACCUGUUGGAGAGUACCUUGAGGCCCGAGACAAAAACGGGAACAGCAUAUCUGUGCUUCGGUACGGUGAGGAUGUCAUGCCGGUGAUGAAAGAAAUGCUGGAUUUCGGCGAUCCACAGGAACACCUGUCACAGCUGAGAGAAAUGGAGUUGAGAGAUGACGACAUCAUGUUGUGUGCUCCCGUAAAGGCGGGAACCCACUGGGUAUGGGAAAUCAUGACAAUGUUGACAAGAGGAACGACAGAAUACGCAUCAGGACCAAAGGAGGAUGCGAUGCUGGAGUUUCGUUCACUGGAAAAAUUAGACGCUUUGCCGUCACCAAGGAUACUCAACACUCACCUAAGGUUUAGCAAUCUUCCAAAGAAGCUUGUCGACAAGAGGUGCAAGAUUGUAUUUGUAGUGCGAAACCCUAAAGAUAUUGCAGUGUCUUUCUACAAUCAUAUGUCAGCGAAGGGCUCGGCAUUUGCUUACCGGGGCAGUUUUGACGAUUUCUUAUCUUUGUUUAUGAGUGAAGUGGUACCACAUAACACCUGGUCUCAGUAUAUGAGGGGUUGGGAAACGGAUCUGGAUACGAAUCCCGAUAUUCCACGUCACAUUAUCUACUACGAGGACCUAAAACAGAACCCUGUUCAAGAAGUAAAGAAAUUGGCAUCAUAUCUGAAUGUGACGUGUACCGAUUCAUUCGUCCAGGACGUUGUUGACAAAUGUUCAUUUGUAAAUCUGAAGAAGGGUAAAACCGGUCGAUCUGACACUAUGAUGUGGCACUUCCUCUAUAGGAAAGGAGAAGUCGGGGGAUGGAAACAGUGGUUUACAGUUGCACAAAGUGAAAUGUUUGACGAAUACUUUAGAAAAGAAAUGGAAGGCUCUAAAUUCAAAUUCAAAUACACAAUAUAA